CGCAAAAUGAACGGCAGCACGGGGAACCUUACCGGAGGAAACUCCACGGUGUUCGAGACUUUCGGGCCGUGUUUUCUCUGGCACUUGGAGAACAAGUUUGAGUACGACCUGGCCGUAGCUGCGUGCUCUCAUCUCCCCGAUCUGUUUCUGGAGGAGAACAAGAAAGUCGGGAUCGCCUCCGCCGCUGUCGGGACAGUCGCUCUCCUCAUGAACAUCGUGGUUUUGUCCGGAGUGCUGAAAAACCAUCAACUGUCUAAACCCAUGUUCAUGUUUGUGGCAAACCUGGCUACAGCGGACUGUGUGGCCGGUUUGUUCUCGUUCUUGUUCUGCGCCUGCUUGCAGUUGGAACUGACUCGACCGUGGGCAAUGAUGGGCUUGUACUGUGCCUUCUUUUUAGUGUUGGUCUCAUCAGCAGUUGGCGUGGUCCUCCUGUCCGGAGACCGUUAUCUGGCCAUCCUCCACCCGAUAUUCUACCAGACCCGCAUGUCUGGGCGACACGUUGCCGUGAGUUUGGGGAUCGCGUGGCCAGCCUGUGUGCUCGUCUGCUUGUCUCCUCUCAUGGGGUGGAACUGCAUCGAUAUGGACACCGAAACCUGCAUGACGAUGCUGCCCGUAGGUUACGUGAUUCUGAUCAACACCAUCUUGUCAAUGGCCGUAGUGAUAGUGGUCUUGGUCAACGUCAGAAUCUUCAUCGAGCUGAAGCAGCGCUUCUCCAGACUGGGACCCCCCGAGAACCCUCGAGACGAUCUGCCCGCCGACCGCCGCAGGGAACAGCGAGUCGCGGCCAGACAGUACCAGCAGCUCCAAACCGUGUGGAAGAUGCAGGUGACCGUUGUCAUCAUUGCCGCGGUAUUCAUCAUCUUCUGGCUUCCCAUUUGUAUCGGGGGUGUGCGGCACCUUUUGUGCUUCGCAAGAGAAGACUGUGAGAUAGAGGCAAGGCCAUUCUGGGGGUUGCUGAUCGCGCUCUGUAAUUCGGCGAUCAACCCGAUCAUCUACGCACUCAGGAUCAAGAAGAUUCGGGAAGCCGUGCAUCGCAGGGCGCGACGACUCGCCACCGCGGUUCGGGAAAAGUUGGGGUGGUCAUCGAACCAAGUGGUGAACAUUCAGAUUGUUGGAGAUCCAGGAAGAAUGGACGCAUGCGCAGCUGCUGCUGGAUCGAGUACGGACAGUCGGACUGACCAGCCGCCUAAAUGGGCAGUCAGCCGAAGAGCGGCAGAGAAUCCUAGAAACGCACUGAGAUCAAGCAGUGCAGAUGUGUUCUUCGUGGCCUCCUCAAGGUCGGUGAAGAUUCCUGGACUGAUUGAAAUCUCAAGCAGCGGGGAAGACACCGACUGA
Molecule: messenger RNA, 1335 nt
Organism: Branchiostoma belcheri (Belcher's lancelet)
Lineage: Eukaryota; Metazoa; Chordata; Leptocardii; Amphioxiformes; Branchiostomatidae
Product: adenosine receptor A2b-like
Exons: 2
Coding region: 7-1335 (442 amino acids)
Biological process (GO): G protein-coupled receptor signaling pathway
Cellular component (GO): membrane
Molecular function (GO): G protein-coupled receptor activity
Source: RefSeq, a predicted model, not a curated record